Messenger RNA from Cuscuta epithymum, 1456 nucleotides. NCBI's taxonomy places the organism in Eukaryota, Viridiplantae, Streptophyta, Magnoliopsida, Solanales, Convolvulaceae. The record is from the annotation of a GenBank genome assembly.
CCGGUGUUGUGGUGAUGCAAAGCUCUGAGGUCUUUCUCUCUCUUCUUUUUCGUCGAUCUGUAUCUGUGUUAUAUCUUCGCUUCUCCUUCUUCCUCAUUUGGAUUUUUUGAAUUGCUCUGGGGGGAUUCAAACUGUCGUGGUUUACUUGGCUUCUGGGAGGAUUCUAAUGGCUCGAGUAAAUACAAUUAGGUUGUUACAAUUGCCAUUUUUUUGAAAAUGCCAUCAAAUUGGCAUUUUUACUCUUUAAAAAUUUCAUAUUUUUCUUACAAAACACCAUUAAAAUGGCAAUCACGAUUCAUGUUGGCAUUAUGUUCAAAAGUUUGGCAUCAGUGGUGGCGUCUGUCAGAUCUGUGGUAGCAGCGGCCGGAUCUGCGGCGACAGCGACUGGAUCCAAAUGGGCAACGGUCGGUGGUCGACAGAGGCCAGAUCUGGUCCGAUCUAGGGAGGCGGUGCCCAGAUCUACGACGGCGGUGAUCAAAUUUGCAGCGGCGGUUAGUUUUGAGGUUGCGGCGUCCGGCGGUGGCCGGAGGCGGCCAAUCAUGCUCUCUGUCGGUGGGAGUCUAUUUGUCAAGCUUCCAGGGUAUUUUUGUCCAGUUACAAAUAAUAACUCCUAUUUUGUGAAUUUUUAUACUUUAAUCCUAUUUUGGCAAUUAAGAAUUUAAUUAGAGAAAUGGUCUCAAAUAGGACCCUAACUUUAGCUAUAUACCCGUAUAGGACCACCUACUUUUUUAAACCUAAAUAGGACUUGAUUUUUACUAAAUACCAAGUGUACCCCUGAAUUAGUUGCAGGGGACACUCUUCGUCGCUGCUCUUCUUUUUCUUCGCAUGUUUGCCGUCCGCUCCACUUAGCUUCGACAAGAACGCCAGCCAACCAUCUCACCUUUGGACUUCGUCAAUUCCUCUCAUGGUGAAAUAAAGACCAGGGCAUCACCGUAUGGGAAUAUGUGAUUCAUCUCAAAAUCUUUAGUAAUCUCCUGGGAGUAGAAUUUUCUGUUCAUUCUAGAUUUAGCCUUGUUUCAUUUUGACUUUACAGGAUUGUUAUGCUUCAAUUUGGAUUUCUCAUUGUAUGAUCUUCUCCGCUUUUUAAUUGCUCGAUCUUCCUUCGUCGAUUCGAAACUUCACCAGAGGCCGCAAUUGCAAUUUGCAAGUGAUGAAGGAUUGAAGGUCACCGGAGAUGGAGGCCGCCGCUGCAAGCGGUGAAGGUCGCCGGAAAUGCUUAUUGCGGUGAAGGACUAUGAAAUUAGUAAACAAUGGCCAAUUCGAACAUACAAUAUCAGCAAGAUGUAAUUCCUAAUCUUUAUCUUUAUAUAAUAUAAAAUAACAGAGUUGGGGCAACAAUUGGAGGGAAAAAUCCCGCCCAAAUUAAGGGCAAAAUGGGAAACUAAUGUACAAAUGUUAAAACCCCGCCUGUUAGUCGAUUUAUGCAGCCAUGUCUAACUAUGGUAAGAUUAGUACG